UCUUCCUCCUCCUCCUCCCUCGGCCAUGCCUCGCCCGGGCAAGAGCUCGUACAGCGACCAGAAGCCCCCCUACUCGUACAUCUCCCUGACGGCGAUGGCCAUCCAGCACUCGGCGGAGAAGAUGCUUCCGCUGAGCGACAUCUACAAGUUCAUCAUGGAGCGCUUCCCUUACUACCGGGAGCACACGCAGCGCUGGCAGAACUCGCUCCGGCACAACCUCUCCUUCAACGACUGCUUCAUCAAGAUCCCUCGCCGGCCGGACCAGCCGGGCAAAGGCAGCUUCUGGGCGCUGCACCCGGACUGCGGGGACAUGUUCGAGAACGGGAGCUUCCUCCGGAGGCGGAAGCGCUUCAAGGUGGCCCGGCAGGAGGCCCACGCGGCGGGGAAAGCGGUGGCGCCCCCGCUCCACCCCCACCUGGGACACUACUUCCACCCCCACCACCACCCCCACCAGCCUCCUCCUCCCAAGGCGCCCUUCCCGCCCUACAGUCCCGGGUUCAAGCACCCCUUCGCCAUCGAGAACCUCAUCGGGCGCGACUGCAAGGGCGGCGGAGGAGGAGGAGGGGGAGGGGGCCUUCCGCUGGCCUCGGUGAUGCACCACCUGGGCUACCCGGUGAGCGGGCAGCAGGUGGGCGCCGUGGUGGGCUCAGUGUGGCCCCACGUGGGCGUCAUGGAGGCCCUGCCCCUGGCCGAUUACGGGCCCUUCAAGGCCGCUCCCACCCAAGCCCUGCCCGCCAUCCCGGUGCCCAUCAAGGCCGCCCCGCUCGCCGCCCUGGCCGCCGCCGCCCACCCGCUCUGCCCCUCGCUCUCGCCCCCCGCCGCCGCCCUCCUCCAAGCCUCUCCCCCCAAGCCCAGCCCCGAAGGGAAAGCCCCCCUGCGCCCGGCUUUGGCGCUGUCCUGA
Messenger RNA from Anolis sagrei ordinatus, 901 nucleotides. RefSeq names its product forkhead box B2 (gene FOXB2). The record is from RefSeq and is a predicted model, not a curated record. Gene Ontology annotation, biological process: cell differentiation; regulation of transcription by RNA polymerase II; anatomical structure morphogenesis. NCBI's taxonomy places the organism in Eukaryota, Metazoa, Chordata, Lepidosauria, Squamata, Anolidae. Gene Ontology annotation, molecular function: DNA-binding transcription factor activity, RNA polymerase II-specific; RNA polymerase II cis-regulatory region sequence-specific DNA binding.